Haplochromis burtoni (Burton's mouthbrooder) is the source of this 13356-nucleotide messenger RNA. It is a transcript of the gene angptl1a, whose product is annotated as angiopoietin-like 1a. The record is from RefSeq and is a predicted model, not a curated record. The coding region runs from base 8354 to 9796 and encodes 480 amino acids. NCBI's taxonomy places the organism in Eukaryota, Metazoa, Chordata, Actinopteri, Cichliformes, Cichlidae. The transcript is spliced from 6 exons. Gene Ontology annotation, biological process: cell surface receptor protein tyrosine kinase signaling pathway.
GCUGAUCACUCAGCUCUCUCCUAGGCCUGUUUAUUUUUUCUUGGCUUUUGGUUUCCUAAUACAGUCUGAACCUGGCUGCUAACAGGGGUACAGGGAUGUAGCCGAGUUAACCUGGUGGAAAUCGGGGUUAGGCCAAUAAGUUCCAUCUGUACAUUCAGACGUGGUGACAUCUCAUCUCACCUCACAGCCCCUUUUGGAAGGCUUAAAAGUGAGCAGAUUGUUUCUAUGACAGUUUAUAAGCUCCCCGUUCAGGGUCGUGUUAAGGGAAAAGAUAAAAAUGCAGCGUAAGCCAACCUUAACCACAUCCUCUAUCAAAUACACCCCAUGGACAUAAGACACUUCAGUCCCAACCUUGUCAUGAUGGCAAAAGCUUUGAACACUAAUAACAUCAAUAUGGUGCUCUUCCAUAUCAGCAACUCACAAUUAUCUUCAAAUGUUUUUGCUUACGUCCUGGUCUGUUGGUGGUAUCUGUGGAAACAUUCUGCUCGCUACAAAGCCACAUCUGUGAAUGCUGUAAAGGUCCGUGAGAGACACGCAGACCUUCAAAAAGCCAGUGUUUGAAGUAAAAGGCAAAAUGAGCGAUGGCGAAAAGGAAAGAAAACACUGCACGAGCAUGCUCAUUUUUCCGCUUAGAGUAAUAAAUCAUAAUAUCGAUACCUCUAAUAAUUCAGGCUGGAAAAAUAAGUGGGAGAAAAAAAAAAAGAUAAAAAAAAAGAUAAAGGGGAGGCAGGAACAGCUGUCUGAGAAAUAUCCAGAACAUUCCGUGCUGAAGCACCAGCAUUCGGCUCUACCUGAACCGUGACUGCACGAAGGACAGGCUUUAAAAACGGGUCAUUACUUACAAUCCACGCAUAAACUAACCAUACUCAUAGCCUUCACCUUAAGAGUUUUAAAUCACAGCAGAACAUCUGUUUGAUGUCUUUUCUAUUUAAAGUUUGCAAAAGUCCCAUGACAAGCCAGUCAGGCAGUGCGUGGCCCAUCAGAGUCAGUUACCUGCAGCCCUCCCCACCAGUCCCUUCAUAGACUAUGCUGUAACUCAGCACGGGACUCAUAACUCACCCAGCCAGCACCAACAAACAGCUGCGGUUUUUGGGCAGCAGGCAUGCAUCCAACCGUAUCUUGCAUUUUUAACCCGUGUCAAUGCUAGUCUCAACUGAUUUUAUCUGCAAAACGCAGCCAAUUAGAGAAGCGGACAAAGAUAACAUCCUGGAUAAAGUCUUAUCCAAAAACACUGCUCCUGCACUACUGUGUGCACAUGUUAAACCCAACCACAGAACAACAACUCUGACACAUUACAUAUCUCUUAAAACUCAAACCGACAUUAUGAGCCACACAAACUUUUAGACUUUAUAAAGACAUACAAAAACUAGUGGAGGAUAAAGGAUAGUCACAGGAAAGUUUGUUUGAACUGUGAAGCUCAUUAAUGAGAGCUUGGACACAGCUGAACAGACUGGUCACCGUAGGGAGGAAGAGGUCAGCCAGGAGGUCAGGGUAAAUAGACGGGUGAAGUGGAGGCAUGCAACUAAGUAGAGCCAGUGGACAACAAGCGUGUAAUGCAGUGUGCAAAUUUAUGUGUUCUUCCUUGUUGAUUUAGCUAAUAGAAAGCAUGUGAAGUCUGAGGUUUGAGUUUAAGGCUAGGUGUGACUCAGAAGAGAAAUAAAAACCAAGGAAAAGUAUGCACGAGUGGCCAAAGAAUGUACUAAAUCAGAAAUUUUAAACCAUCCAGCCAAACAAACAUUCAUAUAAAUUCUUUUUUUUUUUUUUUUAAAAAUAUUUUCCCCCCUCCUUGCUCUCCUGGAUCGCCUGACCUUCCUGAAAGUAAUUUUUGCUGCACAAAACCUGAAGCAGCAAUCCAGAUAUUCAUUUAUUUAUCAGUUAUCAACCAAAGAGCACGCCGAGGUGAAGCUACAGCUAAUCUAUCAACCUAGCUAGGUUAAUUUUAAAUUAAUUUUCACCAAGAAACUGGGACUGUUGUGGAGGGUUACAUCAAUAAACAUAUAAAAGACACAAAAUUAAUACCAACCUAUCGGUGGAGCACACACAGAACAGUCCCAGUUUCUCACGUGACCCAUUGAGAAGACAAAUUAGCCACGUCUGACUGAGAAAAUACACUAUACAAAGGAAGAUGCAAGUUUAUGGUGUCAUCAGUUGGUUUUUUUCAUGCACAAGAAUGAAUAAUGCCAAAGAUGUGUGUGUGCGUCGUCUAUUCUAUAGCAGGGGAAGCAAGAGGAAGAGUGUCAUGUAAUAAUGACAGUGUUGGAAAUCUCAGUCAUUACAUUAAGCACAGCACAGACAAAAGGAUGACCCUGAGUUUCUGUGCAUUUAAGUGCAUGUUAUGAACGCAGAGUAAGACGGGGAACCCGCUUUGCACAAAGACCAAUUGAUUUCAGGGCGGAUGAGUGGGUGGGGGCAAAGUAGAGGAAGGGUGGGACUGUACCCUAAUCUACAAAUAGACCUCUGACCCCAACAACAGUCUCGCCCCACAUGUUUAUAGAGUUUCCCCUACAGAAGAAGGAAAACAGAUGGGGGGCCCGUAGGGCCUCAGGUAGCAUCAUCAAGGACGACAGUUUAGUAGCUAGAAAAGCAGGAGGUUGAAAUAACUUGUUAGUAAGGGUUGGUUUUAUUAAAAAUACAGGCCACCAUCAACUUAAUAUUCAAGUUAUGUUUAGUGGAUUGCCUUAAGUUCCAGUAAAAACCUCCAGUAUCCGUUUGUGGCUCAGGUUUUCUAAUAAAAAGAAAAUCCUACUGUAAUUCUUUGCAUCUGCCCUCAUUUCCCUUUUAGUUUUACACCAUGAACUGAUAUAAAACAUUCCCAUUACUUACUGUACCGCAAUGUAAUUUGUAUUCCAUUUUAGAAGCGGCAUUUAAAGUUUCUUCAGUUUUGAUGAGGCUUUUACGAGUUUUCUGUGUUUUUAGCACUCCUGUGUGAAUGCUGGUUUUUUUUUGGUUUGUUUUUCUUCUCAUUAACUGCUUCAUAAUGUCAGCGCUUUUACUACAUCCCCGCUCAUGCCGAGUUAUCCUCCCAAAGCCAUUUAUUUACUCACAUUUUCAUUCUAUCCUUCAUCAAAAGCAAGUUAGAUCGUUUCUUUGUUGGCCGUUCUGCGUACACUUCUGUAACCUAUUGUUUCAGCAAGCGGAGGAAAAGUUUGACUUUGAGUUACUCAUGUAACUCAACUCUGUCUGAGGUCAUGAACAGAAAAAAGCUGCUGCUGUUGUUGUUGCCGUUUCCACGUUGUUCCUUGAAUGAGAAUAAACCUCUUUCCUUCACUCAUCCCUAUUUUGUUUUCACGUUCCCUUCUUUUUGUAACCAGUGAUGAGGUGUUUGGAGGUAUUUUGGACUUAUUGUGGGAAAGUCUGAGGACCAGAUGAGGGAGUGGAAGCAGAGGAUUUUGGAGGCUGGGAAAAAACAUUGACUUUGAAAAUAUAAAUAAAUUCUAUCCAAGUCAUUCUCUCCCACUGGCUGGACUGCAAUCCAUCAAGUGAGAGACUGACACAUUAGAAACCCACCGUGGGCGCUGAAACAAACAUGCUGCAGACUGAUAUUAUACAUAUGUACAGGAGGUUACAAACUGAAGCAAAAACAAAUCUAAAGUUUCUCAUUAAGGUAUUAAGCUCCCAUGUGCCACCAACACAGCUUUAAAGGCACCACAGAUUUUAUUCUCCAACUCUAUGAAACAUUAAAUGAGGGAUAAACAUCAUUAUCUUCAUAGUUAUCCCCUUGUAUAGACUUUUAAUAUCGCUGCGUAACACGUUGGCCUCUAAGGCCACAGCAUGGUUUACAUCAAUCUUAUACUCAUACUUACAUACAUACUUUGGUGCUCUAAGGAAACAAGUAAACCCAAACAUCUCCUCACUGCAAGGUUCAAGCACUUAGGCCUAUACUUUUCUCCUGGUUUAUGGAACAUGUACUUCUCCACUAGCUGAGACUACAGUUAAACUACUUAUGUAACCACUUGAGCAGACAUCUGGAUCAGGUCCGCCAUCUUCACAUGAAAUCACAAUCAACUGGCUCUUCUCAGAAUUUCUGGACAUAAUAUAGAGCAAGACUGUGUGUAAACAGCCUAACAAACAGCACACUUGUAAUUACACAUCUAAGUUUCUCCACGCAGUUGUUCAGAUCUUUCUUUUAAUUUAUCACUUGUCUGUUUGGCAUUCCUUCUAAAGUACACACUUCAUUCACCUGUAACCAGACACCUACAGGUGUAUGACAAUCUCCAUGCAGGCAGUUUAUAGUAAAUAUUUGUAAUAGUUUUCUUUAGGUGACAAAUGAAUAUAUGUUUUUUGCAAUUAUGCACAGUGAAACCCAAGGUUAUAAGAGUGCCUGCCAUAUGGCCAUCUCUGUGAAGUCAGCCUCAACAAUCAUUAUGCUGUCUAUCCGAAUAUUACAAGCUAAUUUUUCCCUGCCAGGAGUAAAGUAAACAGAUGUCUUACUUAAUGACUUCUCUGGUCAUUUCCUCUCUUACAACAAUGAUAAUAUAAUUAUAACAUCAGCCUCUACACGAACAAUCUAAAGGUAGACGAAAGCCAGUUUCUCUCCAGAGGAAACUGGCUGUCAUUGUGCAGUCAUUGUAAAUAUAGUACGCCAAGACCCAUUUAAAAAAAUGCAGUUAAUUCAGCAUGGCGCCAAUUCUCAUUUUGUAAUUCGUAAUUUUGUUUUUGUAUAGUUUUUGUUUUUUCAUAUGUGGGCAAGUGCGGUGAACCCCUUUAUGUUUUUUUAAAUCAUUUACAAAAUGACUAAAAAACAAAACAAAAUAUAGUGCAACUACAGCUGAAGUGCAGAAUUUGCAUUUAUAAUAGUGUAAUGGUUCAUACAGUGGAAUGACUGUGGAUUGAAAAUAAAUUAACCCACAGCACAGACAGGGGCAUACAAAAAGAGACAUGCCGACAGGGGAGUGAGAUACUGUAAGAUAGAUAAGGAAGUGCAUACCCUGCAUGACAGAGGUGCAUGAGAUCAUACUACUGCCAAAAAGAUGGAGGAAAAAAGAAAAGGCAUGCAGAGGUGACCGUUUGUCAGUCCUUCACUGGUUUCAAAUGGACUACACAAUUUUUUUGCUAGUAAGGCAGCACCAACAAAAAAAUAAAUCCUAUUCAUAUUAAAGUAGAAAAUUGGUUUAAAUGUUUCUUAUUUGGUAUACUACUUACAGUCUAAUUCUCCCAUGUGCUUUUAGUUAACUGUAACUGAAAAGGGUGGAAGGAGCACUAAACAGAGGGAGCAAAGAGGAAGAAAAGCAAUGAAAAAAAAGGGGGAAAGUUGAGAGGAUGGGGCUUUCACAUUGAAAGAAAGCGCCAGAGAAUUCUGUUAAGAAUAAAAAGGAAUGAGAGUAGUUUAUGUAUGAGAGGAUUUGCCUCAAGUUACGUUCACGAUGACUGACCUGAAAGGCAAAGACGGGCCAUGACCCAUUUUCUACCACCAUUACUUUCUUCCAUCUUUAACCUCCCUACUGUUUCUCAACCACCUGACAAUACAUUCUAAGUGAAAUAAUACUUGCAGCCUAUAACUUGCACAUCAAGUUUGUGACCUUAAGCUAACUUGGUACUACACAUUCUUGCUUCCUGACUCCAAAAACACAAUGUUAAUGUCCUGAUGGCUGCAUCCAUCUUUUAUACACAAUGCAGAGCCUGAGGAGAAAUCAACGAGUGUGAACUCAUGCAUAUAUGGACAGAUGUGUACUACUGCACAAGUAUAAAAAGAUACGUUACCAGAUGUUCUUUAAACACAGGUGAGCUUUGUGUUUUUCUUUUAACAACACUUACAGGCCUGAACCAAUUUAGAUGGUUUUUUUCCCUCUUACUCAAAAGGGCACUCUGCUUGUUCUGGUGAAACACUGUCAAUGUUGUACCUUUACAACACACUACUGACCUCUCAGCAUCUCCUGGAAUGUCUUUGAUAUGCUACGUUUCCAUGAAAAGAUACUAGGCCCCUCAUACUCAGAACCACCACACAGAAGGAAAUAAAAUGAAGGUAGGAGCUGAGAGAGCGAAGGGAUAGAAGAAAGGGACUGUAGGUAGGUGCUAAGGCAGGCAAUAACUGAUAGAUGAGCUGUGAUGUUACAGUUCUGUUCAUGCCUCGUACGCUUUAUGAAUAUGAAGACUUUCUGGAACUGAUAAGUUUAAAAAGUCAGCCACAGUUUAGGAGAGAAGACACUUGAAGACUGAUAGUGCUGAUGCUGCUGGUAAAGUCAUUAGCAGCUCUCACCAAGGUCAGCAAGGAUACAGUACCUGGUUACGCUGUCAGACACACAAGCUGCUGGAAAAACAUACAACCAUGAAAAUGAAUAACAUCUCUGAGUAGUCAUGCACACAGAGUAUUCAAUCAUACAGACAGACACACAAACUUAAACAUACCAUUAAAAAGGUACACACGCACGCAUACACCCUGCAGAUCUAGAGUACUAACUGUAAUUCUGCCCCCUUUCAACAUUGUUCCAAGUGACAUAAUUGCCAGAAUUCCUGAAGAACCACAAUGGCGUCAUAUGGGAGACACACAGCGCCUGAGUUUCAGGGUGGAGGGUAGGCCAUAAUGAUGUGGCAUAGAGAAAAGACUGACUGUGAAGAGUGAUGGAGGGGAUUAGGAGGGAUAGAAAGUCUUGGCCUUGCAUAGGACCAGGUCGGGUGUUAAAUUGAGCAGUACAUGAGACUGUGAGAGCGCUUUUUGUGUUUGUAUGCUGAUGAGAAACAGAACAAAAAAAAUCACAAGGGGAAACAGCUUUGCACAUAUUUUUGAUUGAUUUCUGACUUAAUCUCACAUCCAUUAGUGACUGUCCUGCAUGCAUGUUUGGAAAAUAUAAUUUAAAUAAAAUAUAAAUAGUACCUCUUACCCAACACCUGUGCUGGCAUGUUUAACUGUGUCAAGGAAACUGCAUUAGGGUCAAUUUGUGGUUGGUGUGUUUCAGGUGAGGCCAGUGCAAGUAGCCAACCUAGUUACAAAGGACAGUAACAUUAUAUCUAAGCUGUGGAAGUAGCAAGUCAGAAGCCAGGUAUUUAUAUUUUAAUGUCAUGGUGGAACAACGUGGACUAGACUUUAUAUCUAAAAAAAAAAACAAAAACAAAAAAAAAACAACAACAACUAUACAGCCAAGUGGCACUGAAUUUCCUACUGAGGUGCAUGGCCACAACAUUUUACACCCUCUUAAGGCUGGAGUACUCCCUCUAUUGUAUGCAAAAGGUUUUUACGCUAUGCUAAAAAAUGCCAGAAGCUUAGUGAGGUGCUUUUUAGCAGCCUGUGCUGCAUGCUAACCACCGUUUCCUGUUGCGCUAAGAACUGAAAAAUGCUCAGCUACGGGUAAAAUCUGUCUCAUUACUGUCACUUGAAAAUCACACUGGAGGACAGGUGAGACAAAUACGGUAACGAUACGAUAACAAUGGAGCAGAUUAUACCGCUCUGUUCUCAAACGACCCAUGUCUGUAGCAGAUGACAUCUCCAGCAUGGCACAUUAUUGUUAAAAAGCUUGUUGAUACAUUUAGCUUGAUGUGGGUCUGCCAUGUAAGCAUCGAUCAGCAAGAAUCAGGUAACUGUAACACAUUAGGUUGCCAUUUUGUGUCAUAUCAAUAAAAGUGUAUCUGUUGUGGGGGAAAAGAAGCUAAGAAGAGACUGUGCUUUGCAAGUCCCAACUUAAAAAUAAAUGAAGUUGCCAUCCAUUUUCUGCUGCUUCCAGUAUCUACAGUACAAUCCAGAAACUGGAAGUUGAUUCCUGUGGUCAACUUGCUGAGAAGUACCAUAAUUUCUAAAAAGGGUUUCUGAUUCCUACAGUUGGGGGAAAAUAACAAAACAAAAAAAAAAAAACAACUUUAAGUAGGAUCUUAUAGAAGCCGGGAGGAUGGGAGUUUGCCAAGUCUCUGUCCUAGACUAAAGAAGAUAAACUAAAUUCAAGGGCAGGAUGAAGAUAAAGAUAAAUCAGCAACAGUUAGAUAUCAUACCUCCUUAAUAGGGGGAAACCAAGAGAACCUCUGAAUAAUGGGGUGUCUGUCAGCAGGGGAACUAACUAAGACAGAAAGCAGACGUAAGCCAGUUGGCUGGACAGAAAAUGUGUUCUCUCUUUGACUAUUUCCACACAAAUAACAGUCUGUGGGAGCAGUACGUGACAAAUUCUCAACUGGAUACUUUCCUAAACAAUUAGAUUGUCUGCUGAUAUCUUUUUUUAAGAAAGAAAAAAAAAAAAGCUUCAAAUACUAUUUCAUCAAAAUACUAUAUCCCUCUGCUCUGGAAAAGCAAACAAUUAACAGUCCUGGUGUUUUAUUCAUUGUACACAAAGAAAAAGCUGUUUCCUUAACUCCUAAGGUCGUGUGUUCUUUCAGGGAGGCCUGGAGGGAGUACCAGCAGCUGCCCAUCUAUCCAUUCAGUCAGCCAGCAGCAAUGCAAGGGCUGAUGUGGCGUCUGUGCGCCUUGCUCUGCCUCUCCCUCUGGCAGGAAAGUUACUGCAGGAGCUCCAGGGAAGCCCGGAGGACCAAAGAGCCUUCUCUCCACAGGAGUAAAAGAGCUCCUCUGGAUCCUGAUGCCAAAAAAUGCUCUUAUACCUUCCUUGUACCUGAGCAGAGAAUCACAGGUCCAAUCUGUGCCAGCACCACAGGCCCAGAGCCAGACAAGGAAAGAGUGACCCGUAUGGAGAUUGCAGAUGUGCGGGAUGUGCUCAACAAACAGCGCCGUGAGAUUGAGACGCUGCAGCUGGUGGUAGAUGUGGAUGGUAACUUGGUGAAUGAGAUGAAGCUGCUGCGGAAAGAGAGCAGGAACAUGAACUCCAGGGUGACCCAACUAUAUAUGCAGCUGCUACAUGAGAUCAUCAGGAAGAGAGACAACUCCUUGGAGCUCGCCCAGCUGGAGAACCGUGUCCUCAAUGUGACCUCAGAGAUGAUGCGACUGGCUUCAAGGUAUAGGGAGCUAGAGGCCCGUUUUGCCACAAUGGCCGGAGUGGUCAACAACCAGUCCAUUCUCAUAUCUGUACUGGAGGAGCAGUGUAUGAGGACGCUGGGACGCAGUGAGCUGCCUGCAGUUCCCCCUCUGGUGCAGGUGGUACCGCAGAAUAUACCAGUCAACAACCGUUUCACCAAUGAGAUACAGAGGGACAAUAACAACAGGGAGUUCUCCCCCCCUCUUCCAUGUAGAACCGCUCAUUUAUCUUCCUCUUCUACAUCAUUUACAACACCAGGUCCCUUCAAUGACUGCUACCAGGUGCGAAAGGCAGGCUACACCACCAGUGGUAUGUACCUUCUUAAGGCAAACGGCAGUGACCGACUGAUCCAAGCCUGGUGCGAGCAUGGCCUCGACAAUGGAGGAUGGACAGUUAUGCAAAGGAGGAAAGAUGGCUCUGUUAACUUCUUCCGUAACUGGGAGAACUACAAGAAAGGCUUCGGUAACAUAGAUGGCGAACACUGGCUCGGCCUGGAAAACAUCUACAAUCUUACGAAACAGGGUGAUUACAAGCUGAUGAUAGAGCUGGAAGACUGGACAGGAAAGAAGGUGUAUGCCGAGUACAGCAGCUUUCAUCUGGAGUCUGAGAAGGAGGGCUACCGGCUGAGGCUAGGCACCUACCAGGGCAAUGCUGGUGACUCCUUUAGCAGUCACAACGGCAAACAGUUCACUACGCUCGAUCGUGACAAGGACUCCUUCUCUGGUAACUGCGCCCACUUCCACAAGGGCGGCUGGUGGUACAAUGCCUGCGGACAGACCAAUCUGAAUGGGGUGUGGUACAGCGGGGGAGUUUACCGCAGCAAGUUUCAGGAUGGAAUCUUCUGGGCAGACUACGGGGGCGGUUUCUACUCCCUAAAAUCAGUCCGCCUCAUGAUGCGGCCAAUUGACUAGGACAAUAAACUGUGGUUCUUUCAGAUGCAUUUCAGUCUCCAUCCUUAUCGUUCUCUACCCAUAAAUAAAUAAAUCCCGUAAAGGCAGAAGCAGGAAUCUCUGCCACAUCUGAGGAAGAGGUAGCGACAUGUUUAUGGCCAACAGUCCACUCUGUGGCUAGUUAACAUGAAGACUGAUACCACCGCCUUCCCCAAGUAACUACUCUCCAUCUAUCAGUGUGGACAGUCUAUGAAGUUCCCUGAGGCCUUUUAGUAUGACUGUGUCCUAUUUUACUCACUCUUCUUGAGAUUAAGUAUGUUAUAAAGGGAAAUUAUUAUUUACUACAGUGAUGAGAUUUCUUCUGAGCAGCUAAUGGCGACUUAUUGAAAGUGUUCCCCAUAGGACGGGGCAUUGAAUAAACUGCGAUGUUUAAUCGUGGUAGCAUGAAAAUUAAUGCAAUCUAAAGUAGUGCUGAGAAGACCUGCCAAACAGUGAGAGGAAAUAAAUAGUUCACCUACUGUCUACCGUUUCUACUGGAUUUCCUGGACUUCUGGGGCAACAACCGACCCCCAGCACCAAACCCACAAACCCACCGACUGAACAAGAACCUGUGCAACAAUGUGCUUGUUCAAUGUGCAUAUGGCUGAGACGGCUUUAGUAUGUAAAUAUCUUUGGCUUUAUUUGUGAAAGUUAAUUUAAAAAGGUUGUGAUUCUACUCAGGCCAAAUGUUCACAAUGUCAUCACUCUGCCAUUCUUUGUUAUUUAACAGUGUAUUUAUAUUUAAUAUAGUCAUGGCAUUGUUAUAUCUAGCCCUGUAACAAUACAAUUCUUUACACUUUUCUUAUCCAGUGUAGAAAUACAUCAGUAGCACUUCAACACACAUACACACACAUGCGCGCAAACACACAAGACAAAACUACCUGGAGUGGAUAUCUAGUUGACUUUAGGAUGGACAAGUUGUGACAUGAGCUACCAGCCAUCAGAGAGGAAUUAAAUUCUUUCAUAAACAAUAAAAUGUCUCACUUUUCACUACGCUUCUUGUUUUAAUAAAUAGCAAGACUUUCAUAAAAUCAUUUCCCACACGAAUACACUUGCAAAUGUCACUGUUUAAAAUAUUAGCACAGCAAUUUUAUUUAUAAAGGAUGACAGCAUCGCCUAAAAUAAGCCACUAUGUUGGAUCUGAUUUAGUUGCAAUCCAAGCUGUCAUAGCAAUGAAUAAGAUCAGGGAGACUUCCAAAUUAAAGGAAGUGAACAGAAAUUAGCUCUGACCACACACGGGGACUGCAUUUACAAAUUUACAGUAGGUCAGAUGUGAGACAAGAAUUGUCAUUUAUGUCCCCCUGUUUAGCCGGAGUUUUUCAGAGAACUUAAUAAAGCAACAUAAACUGCCAUAACUAAACAUCUUCUAAUUUGGAGACAAGUCAACAAACUAGUAUUGACCAGUCAUCUUAAAUUAUGCCUCCACUAGACUCUUCUUUUAGAAGAACUGUAAGUCAGAGCAGACCGAAGCUUUGCGCUCUAAAGGUCCGGGGCAGAUGAGGACUAGCCGUACUAGAGCCUGACACAGAGGACUGUAGGUUACAGGAAUUGGUUAUGAAAAGCUCCCGGCCCCAACCCCGCUGGCAGGAUUUUUGAUGUGAGAUAUUUGACACUUUUAACUUGCUGUUUUCCAUUACAUUAGUUAUUCCAAACGCUGAUGCUCGUGUCCCACAGCUACCACUACUCAGCAACAGCAAGCUGGAGUUGGAGCACCGCUGAGCUCAAUUCUGGCAUUCUGUAAAAAUCUCUCUCCCCUAACAAGAGGCCAAAAACUGAAAAUACACGCUACAGCAUCGCAUUAAUAAAAUUACACUGGGACUAUCAUAAAUAUUAACGAGCUCUUUAUCAGUGACAUCCUGUUCAGAGAAGUGUAGCACCAAGCUACACGAACACAAAGGAUAUUUUUAAUCCGUUUGUGCAACCAAGCAGAUCGCGGCCAACAGCUGUUGGUUCAAUUGUGUAAUUGAAAUCGAAAACUUUAUUAUUUUUAGCGUUUAAAAUCAGAUGCAAAUCAAAUAGGUUUUAUUUUCUUCCAUGUGUACAGUACCUAUGAUCCUGUAUUAGAUAUUAGAUCACUUGUCGAGCAGUGUUUAGCAACACCAAAGACACUGGUGGCAAAGUUUUGCUACUGAUAUACUGCUUUUGCUAGACAAGGUGAAGGUGAAAGGACAGGAACUAUUUUAAACUGCAUGAAUGGCUUUAUUCCUAGAGUUAACCCAUAUGUUUCUAUGGGCUCUUUGUCCCUACACGAUUUGCUAGAGAUCAAGGAUGUGAGCUUAGACAGGAGGCAGCAAUGUCUGCCAAACCUAAUAGUAGGUCAGAGAUCAGACUGUUGCGCAUAUACACAGUUCAGCACAAAUGUGUCACUGUAGAGCCAACACAUGGCUCUUUCUCCAGACCGUUUAUUGCCAGUGAUAGGCAUCACACCCAAAAAUAAUGGAAAUUGAGCACAGUCACAAACAUGUCAAGAAGCCAUUCAAAUAAAGUUUAGGAAACAAAACCUUUUGGUAAGAAAACAAGCAAACAACAACAACAUGGUAAUUUCAGCCCUCUGUUCUAAGUUGGGACUUUAAUUUACAGCAACACCCAAAUUCAGCAGGUUCUGUGUUUAGACACCAGAGAGGUCAAUAUGCGAACAUCAAGAGAAACCAAACACAAAUUUAUUCCUUAAGCACACCCAACACUUAGCUGGGAGUGAUGCUCUGGAACAAGCACUGCGACUUUCAGUCUCCUGCUCAUUCAUUCCCGUUUUCUCCACCCUGGAGGAAUCGGGAGAAUUUACGAUUAAGGGAAAUGUGCAGGAGCAAGAAAGUGGCAAUUUCUCUUUCUCUUGAGCGCCAGGUUGGCUCGAUCCAGUCCUGAGGCAGCCAGUUAGUUGGUCACACAUCCACAAGCAUCAUAGACAAGUUUAUACUGUAAGGAAAGACCAUGCAACUCCCACAUAUAUGCCCUAGAAAACCCCACCCCGAGACAGAGCAACAAAUGACGAAUGACAAAAGCUUACCGAAAAGUAAGUUUCCUUUUGAUUAACAUAUACACAAUGACGACACAGUUUAGAUGUGCAUUUGUCUUAUUGUUUUACAGACAUCCAUGAUGGAGCAGUGUGGGAAAAUGGGUCACCUAAACUUUCUUUAAUGGCAAACAGACUCUUGCGCGCUGCGUAUUUCCUUGUGUCUGUUUGUUUGUGCAUACUUGAGUGUCCAAGUCUGAAUCACACAGAGGUAGCUAUGAUACAAGGCUGAUUGAAAGGGGGGGGGGGACUGUGGUAGGUUUAAAAAAAGUUAUUUAGCCAACCUGAAGUCAAAACAAGAACAAACAGUUCAGCUAUAAAACCACACACAUGGCAUGAACGUUUUCCUUGCAACUCGUAAGGGAUUCCUGUGUGAUGUCAUACUGUGGAACCAGAGGGAAAAAGGAAUAUGAAUAUUCAAGGGAAGGAAAAAAACAAAACCUUUUUAACGUGUCCUAGUGAUUCAUGUGUUUGUUCCUGCUAAAGGGAACUUUGAUGUUUCAUAAGAGAGCAGAAAAUUUAUGCUCAACAU